Messenger RNA from Syngnathus typhle (broad-nosed pipefish), 4609 nucleotides. Its product is annotated as sodium-driven chloride bicarbonate exchanger-like. The record is from RefSeq and is a predicted model, not a curated record. Gene Ontology annotation, biological process: transmembrane transport; bicarbonate transport; regulation of intracellular pH. The coding region runs from base 1 to 4578 and encodes 1525 amino acids. The transcript has 30 exons. NCBI's taxonomy places the organism in Eukaryota, Metazoa, Chordata, Actinopteri, Syngnathiformes, Syngnathidae. Gene Ontology annotation, cellular component: basolateral plasma membrane; nucleus; plasma membrane. Gene Ontology annotation, molecular function: solute:inorganic anion antiporter activity; sodium:bicarbonate symporter activity; monoatomic anion transmembrane transporter activity.
AUGUUCCCGUUUUUAAGUUUCAACAUUUCAGGGCUAGACCCAACUGCUCACUACAACAUUUUUGUGGACGUUAUCCUGGCUGAUCCAAAUCAUUGGAGGUUCCAGGGAGGCAAGUGGGUCCCCUGCGGAAAGGCGGACACCAACGUCGGAGGAAAUCGAGUUUACAUGCACCCGGACUCGCCCAACACGGGUGCACACUGGAUGCGUCAGGAGAUCUCUUUUGGCAAAUUGAAGCUGACAAACAACAAAGGGGCAUCGAACAACACGGGACAGAUGGUGGUGCUUCAGUCUUUGCACAAGUACCAGCCGAGGCUCCACGUGGUGGAAGUGAACGAGGACGGCACGGAGGACGGCAGCCAGCCUGGCCGAGUGCAGACGUUCACCUUCCCCGAGACGCAAUUCAUCGCUGUCACCGCCUACCAGAACACCGACAUUACGCAAUUGAAAAUUGACCACAACCCUUUUGCCAAAGGAUUUCGUGACAACUAUGACACUGUGUACACAGGCUGCGACAUAGACCGUCUCACUCCGUCCCCGGGCGAUUCCCCCCGCUCGCAACUCGUGGCCGGGCCUCGCUACGCCGUGCACAGCCCUUUCCUCCAGGAGCAGUUCGUCAGCUCCUACGCCAAAUCUCGCUUCCAUCCCGGGGUGGCGGCGGCUGCUGGCGCCGACCGCGGCAUGGCCCUCAGCAACAGCUUGCAGGGCGACGAGGCCUCGGUGGGCGGUGCCCCGCAGCGCUGGUUCGUCUCCCCUGCCAACAACCGACUGGACUUUGCCGCCUCGGCCUACGAGGCCGCCGACUUCGCCGGCAACGCUGCCACCCUGCUGUCAUACGCCGCCGCCGGCGUCAAGGCGCUGCCCUUGCCCGCGACGGGCUGCUCCAACCGGGCCCUCGGCUACUACGCGGACCCUUCCGGGUGGGGAGGACGCACCCCGCCGCAGUACUGCGGGGGAGUCGGCGGCAAAGCGAGCUCCGUCUUCCCCUGCUGGCCCGCCAACUCCAUCGGGGGGAGGAGCAACUGCCUGGCCGAGGAGGGCGACUCCGUCCCCACGCAGCGCUCGCCCGGCGCCUCGGAGGAGGCCAAGGCCAAGGACGUGACCUCCGAGUCGAGCUGGAUCGAGACCCCUUCGUCCAUCAAGUCUAUCGACUCCAGCGACUCGGGCAUCUUCGAGGCGGUCAAGCGGAGACGGAUGUCGCCCUCCUCCACCCCGGUGCCGGACACCGUGUCCCCGCUUAAGACGGAUCUCCUGAGGGACGACAAGUCUGGCUGGGCUCAGCAUCAUCAUCUUCGUCAUCAUCCUCCUCUUCUCCAUCGCCACCCACGACACUGCAGCAUGGACACGCAGGACCAGGCAGUACACAUGGAGCCACUGCUACCCAAUGUCAACUCUUCAUUUGCCUCAUCUGUUGGCCGUAGAAGUUUGAGGAGUGAUGACGAAGCUGUCGUGGACAGAGGAGGAACGCGCUCGCAGCAGAGCACUAACUUUGAGCCCGAAGAUCUUGAAGGUCACAGGACUCUGUACAUCGGGGUUCACGUCCCAUUGGGCAGCAUCAGACAGCGGAGCCAUCGCAGGCACCGUCACCAUGGUAACAAACACAAACGGAGGAGCAGGGAGCGGGCCCUCCCAUUGGUGGAGGGGAGAGAGUCACCCAUCUAUGACACUCCCUCCCAAAGGGUUCAGUUCCUCCUCGGGACAGAAGAUGAGGAUGAGGAGCACAUUCCUCAUGACCUUUUCACGGAGAUGGAUGAGAUUUUCAUGAGGGAGGGCGAGGCCGAUUCUGAGUGGAAGGAGAGCGCCAGGUGGCUGAAGUUUGAGGAGGACGUGGAGGACGGAGGAGAGCGAUGGAGUAAACCCUACGUGGCCACGCUGUCUCUGCACAGCCUGUUCGAGCUGCGCAGCUGCGUCAUCAACGGCACCGUGCUACUCGACAUGAGGGCCGGCGCCAUCGAGGAGAUCGCCGAUAUGGUACUGGACCACCAGGAACUAUACUCGCCACUGGGCGAUGAGCUCCGAAAGAAAGUUCGCCAAGCGCUGUUGAAGCCACACCAUCAUCAGAACCAGAAGAAGCUGGCCAAUCGCUUGCCCAUCGUACGCUCGCUCGCCGAUAUUGGCCGACGGUCGUCAGACUCUCACCUGAACAAGAACGGUCAGAUGACAUCUUCACAGUCUCAUUUAGCAGGUCCGGAUGGAAAAGGUGACAUCACCAGAGAAAAUAGCUCUGUGGAUUUAAGCAAGAUGGACCUCCAUUUUAUGAAGAAGAUCCCACCGGGUGCUGAGGCGUGCAACGUCUUAAUAGGAGAGUUGGAGUUCCUCAACAAGCCUGUGGUGGCUUUUGUACGUCUUUCGCCAGGCGUUCUUCUCAGUGGGCUGGCUGAGGUCCCCAUCGCCACCAGGUUUCUGUUUAUUCUCCUGGGACCCUUCGGAAGAGGCCCUCAAUAUCACGAGAUUGGAAGGUCCAUGGCUACACUCAUGACAGACGAGGUCUUCCAUGAUGUCGCAUAUAAAGCAAAGGACCGAAAUGAUCUAAUCGCCGGGAUUGACGAAUUUCUCGAUCAAGUGACAGUCUUGCCACCGGGAGAGUGGGAUCCAUCUAUCAGGAUAGAACCACCCAAAAAUGUUCCUUCUCAAGAGAAGAGGAAGAAAAAUACCAACGACGCAGCUGAGGGUAAUGAAGAGGAGCAUGAAGGCCAUGGAGGUCCUGAACUGCAGCGCACGGGGAAGUGGUUUGGCGGUCUGGUUCUCGACAUCAAGCGCAAAGCCCCCCACUACUUAUCCGACUACUCGGAUGCGUUCAGUUUGCAGUGCGUGGCCUCGUUCCUGUUCCUCUAUUGUGCCUGCAUGUCCCCCGUCAUCACCUUCGGAGGACUUUUGGGCGAGGCAACCGAAGGACGCAUUAGUGCAAUUGAGUCACUGUUCGGCGCCUCGUUGACGGGCAUCGCUUAUUCGUUAUUUGCCGGUCAGCCGCUCACCAUUCUGGGCAGUACUGGCCCGGUGCUCGUCUUUGAGAAGAUACUCUUCAAAUUCUGCAAGGAGUACGGCCUGUCCUACUUGUCCCUGAGGACCUGCAUCGGCCUGUGGACAGCCUUCUUGUGCAUGGUGCUGGUGGCUACAGACGCCAGCGCCCUGGUGUGUUACAUCACUCGCUUUACGGAGGAAGCCUUCGCCUCGCUCAUCUGCAUCAUCUUCAUUUAUGAGGCCUUGGAGAAAUUGUUCUACUUGGGAGACUACUAUCCCUUUAACAAGAACAACAACCUGGACAAGCUCUCCUUGUACUCAUGUUCAUGCGUUGAGCCUUCUGACCCCACCAACAGCACCCUGAAGUACUGGGAGGUCAAUAACGUCACUGCGUCGGAAAUCUACUGGGAAGCGUUGGAGGUCAAGGACUGUGUUGAAAAGCGUGGCGAGUUUGUGGGCACCGCCUGCGGUCCCAACGGACCUUACGUCCCCGACGUUCUCUUCUGGUGCGUCAUUCUCUUCUUUUCCACCGUCUUCAUGUCGUCUUUCCUUAAGGAGUUCCGCUUCAGACGUUAUUUCCCCACCAAGGUGAGGUGCAUCAUUAGUGAUUUUGCUGUUUUCAUCACCAUCUUCACCAUGGUCCUGGUUGACUACUCUUUAGGGAUCCCAUCUCCAAAACUGAAAGUUCCAAGUGUUUUUAAGCCAACCAGAGAUGAUCGAGGCUGGUUCAUCAACCCGCUGGGGCCAAACCCCUGGUGGACUGUCGUCAUUACGCUCUUUCCAGCUCUGCUGUGCACCAUCCUCAUCUUCAUGGACCAGCAGAUUACAGCUGUCAUCAUAAACAGGAAGGAGCACAAGCUUAAGAAAGGCUGCGGCUACCACCUGGACCUGUUCAUGGUGGGGUUGAUGUUGGGUGUUUGCUCCCUGAUGGGCUUGCCGUGGUUCGUGGCGGCCACCGUGCUCUCCAUCACUCACGUCAACAGCCUGAAGUUGGAGUCGCAGUGCUCGGCGCCCGGCGAGCAGCCCAAGUUCCUGGGCAUCAGGGAGCAACGUUUGACCGGCCUCAUGAUCUUCGUCCUCAUGGGCUGCUCCGUCUUCCUGACGUCUAUGCUAAAGUUCAUUCCCAUGCCCGUCUUGUAUGGUGUCUUUCUCUACAUGGGAGCAUCUUCUCUUUGCGGAAUACAGUUUUUUGACCGUCUCACACUGUUGGGCAUGCCUGCCAAGCACCAGCCAGAUUUCAUCUACCUGCGUCACGUACCCCUGAGGAAGGUGCACCUGUUCACGUUGAUCCAACUCAGCUGUUUGAUUCUGCUCUGGGUCAUCAAGACCUCCAAGGCCGCCAUCGUUUUCCCCAUGAUGGUUUUGGCUCUGGUGUUCAUCCGGAAACUGUUGGACUGCAUCUUCUCAAAAAGAGAGCUGAGCUGGUUGGAUGACCUCAUGCCAGAGAGCAAGAAGAAGAAGCUGGAGGAUGCCGAGGAGGAGGAAGAGCAGAGCGUCCUGGCUGAGGAAGAAGGCGUCGUGCAAGUGCCAUUGGAGGGAUGCAAAGGAUUACCUGUCAUCAACAUCACGGAUGAGAUGUCCAAAGGUUCUUUUGGAAGCACUUGGAAUGCUACAAGCUAGGACGUUUGUAAAAAUAUCAACAUGUUAGGGU